Molecule: messenger RNA, 1833 nt
Organism: Asparagus officinalis (garden asparagus)
Lineage: Eukaryota; Viridiplantae; Streptophyta; Magnoliopsida; Asparagales; Asparagaceae
Product: flowering locus K homology domain-like
Exons: 7
Coding region: 118-1587 (489 amino acids)
Biological process (GO): regulation of gene expression
Cellular component (GO): nucleus; cytoplasm
Molecular function (GO): mRNA binding
Source: RefSeq, a predicted model, not a curated record
CCAACCCCUAAAAAUCUCCCUCCCCCCGCUUUAAACCCCAAAUCUCUCCCUCUCUCGAGUCUCUCUCUCUCUCCUCGCGCGCGCUCGAUCGGCAAAAUCGCAGUAUUGACAUCAACCAUGGAAAACUUUACGGAGACUGACAUGGCUGGAGUUGAAAAUGACAUGGCUGGAGUUGAAAAUGACAUGGCUGGAGCUGAAGCUGACAUGUGUGCAGUUGAAGAUACCACAGUUGCUUCUGAAGAUGUCAUAGGUGGAACAGAAAAUUGCACAGAUGGAACUGAAAACACCAUAGAGGAAGGUAACAAUAGCAUGGUUGGAGCUUCCGAAAACCUAGAGAACCAACAACAAGGGAAGAAUGAGGAAGUGGGAGUUAAGAGCAGUGAGAAGAAAUGGCCCGGUUGGCCAGGAAACAAUGUUUUCCGACUAUUAGUUCCAAGCCACAAAGUUGGUGGUAUCAUUGGCCGAAAAGGUGAAUUUAUUAAGAAAACAUGUGAAGAAUCAAAAGCUCGUAUCAAGGUUCUAGAUGCUCAUGCAAGAGCCCCAGAAAGAGCUGUAAUGAUCUCAGCAAAAGAGGAACCAGAUCGUAUGAUUUCUCCUGCAAUGGAUGGCCUUCUAAGGAUUCAUAAACGAGUAAUUGAUGGUUUAGAUGGGGAAGCAGGGGCUCCACAAACUGGUGGCAAUCCGGCAGUAACAAGACUGCUUGCAGGAGCUACUCAAACAGGAACCUUGAUAGGAAAGCAUGGAUCGACGAUAAAAUCCAUUCAAGAAGCUUCAAACUGUAUUGUUCGUGUUAUCGAUGAUGUACCGCCUUUUGCUUUACCAGAGGAUAAAGUUGUUGAAAUACAGGGAGAACCCGCUGGAAUGCAUAAAGCAUUGGAACUAAUUGCUUCUCAUUUAAGGAAGUUUCUUGUUGAUCAAAGUGUGAUUCCAACAUUUGAAAUCAAUAUGUCAAGGUCUAUGUCGCAGGUGCAGCAAAAUAUGCCACAGGCUUGGGGCCCCUCUCACCCUCAAGGUCCUCCCAAUCCUGCAGGUCCGGGUUUUGGUGGAAAUCCUCAGUUUAUGCCUCCAAGGCCACAUGAUAAUUUCUAUCCUCCCCCUGACCUGCCUUCCUAUGAAAAGACACCACACUAUGGUAUAUCGACAUUUGGCCGAGAUGUACCACCCAUGGGUCCUCCAUCAAGUACUCAGCAUGGUCAACAACUAGUCAAUCAGGUGACGCAACACAUGCAAGUUCCAAUAUCCUUUGCUGAUGCUGUGAUAGGGGCGUCAGGUGCAAAUAUUAGUUAUAUCCGUCGAGCCAGUGGGGCAACCAUCACAAUACAGGAAACAAAAGGCGUGCCUGGAGAGAUGACUGUUGAGAUUAAUGGGAGUGCUACACAAGUUCAAACUGCUCAGCAAUUGAUACAGAAUUUCAUGGCUGAAGCCGGUGCCCCAUCUCAGAACCCAGCACCACCUGUUGACCAUGGUUAUAACUCUUACCAACCAUCUUAUGGAUCAUCAUACUCUGCCCCACCUGUCAACUCUGGUCCAGCUGCUCCCCCUGGCGGAGGUUAUGGAUCCUCAUAUGGCUCGAGUUAUGGAUACUAGAACAUUAAUUGUGGUUGGAUCCAGGUUCCUAACAGUAUAAAUCUAGUGUAAAACCUAAACCUAGAACCCUAGAUGAACAUUAGGUUUUUUGGGUUAAUGGGGACAAUGUAGAGCAGUUGUGGCUUGAGAAAACUGUGUUUUCUGUAACUCAUUGAGUCAAUUUCAUUUAGAUGUUCUGCUACCUUCUCUAUGCUUUGUAUUGUUCUUAUCUUGCUCUUUAAUCCAACAUUUUGCGCCAUUCAACUU